AUGAAGGCGAUUAUAGCGUGUUUAUUCUAUGUGGUAACACUGGUGGCAAGUUUUGAAUAUUACAAUGUUACAUACCAACCCGUUCAAAGGCAAUUAUUGGACUUUAAGAAGAACCAUCCCCGCCCAAUAGGAUUAUGGACCAAAAAUGCCGGAGAACCAGUUGACAUACGUGACACAAUAACAAUUAACUCCGAUCAAUUUAGCAACCAACUGCUUAUUGAUACAGUAUCGACAGUAGUUAGCGAGAGAAUACCAGAGCGAGUAGCUACUGCCAAAGGUACAGGAGCCUUCGGUUACUUCGAAGUCACGCACGAUGUCUCCAAGUAUACAUAUGCUGAAGUUUUCAAUGGAGUGGGCAAGAAAACUCUGGUUGUUGCCAGAUUUGCAACGGCAUUCCAAAAUAAAGGGGGCUCUGAACUGGCCAGAGAAAUGAAAACUAUGGCAGUUAAAUUUUACACUGAACAAGGAAAUUUAGAUAUGCUAUCUAUUUCUAUACCUGUAUUUGCAUUUAGAGAUCCCAUGGUAGCGAGAGACAUAGUUCAUGCGUUUAUGAGAAAUCCUCAAACUAAUAUGUACGAUUUAACAAGUAUUUAUGAUUUAGUGACAUUGAGACCCAGCUUUGUCCACUCGCUGUUUUGGAUAAUGUCUGAUUAUGGCAUUCCCGAUGGCUACAGAAAGAUGGAUACAUUCCCCAUUCAUACUUACGAACUUUCUAGUAAGCAUGGUGAGACAUAUUACGUACGGUUUAACUUCAGAACUGAGUUGGGUUUCUCAUACCUAACAACUGCCGAAGCAGCUGCCAUUCAAUCUGCAGAUAUGGAUUACUUUACUCGAGAUUUGUACAAUGCUAUUGAUUCCAGAAAUUAUCCUUCAUGGAAACUUGAGAUGGAUGUAUUGUCAGUACAUGAUUUAAAAAAAGUCGAUUACAAUCCUUUUGAUAUUACAAGACUGUGGAAAAAUGGUACAUUCCACACCGUGCCAAUUGGGCGGUUAGUGUUAAAUAGAAACGUUGAAAAUCAGUUUAGAGAUGUCGAACAAGCUGCAUUUAAUCCUGCUAAUUUAGUACCUGGUAUUCCAGGACCAGUAGACCAGGUAUUCCGUGUCGAAAGAAUGUUCUAUAAGGACUCACAAAAUUAUCGUCUGGGAAGAAACCAUGACAAAAUUUUAGUAAACAUGCCAUUGUACGAGAAGACGUAUGUACGAGAUGGAAGACCACCAGUUAGCCUUAAUAUGAAGAACGCUCCCAACUAUUAUCCUAAUUCAUUCCAUGGACCAGUUCCAUAUGUGGAUGAGCACAGACCGUGGAAGAAAUUGCAAGUAUUACAAAGUUUUUCUGUUGAUUUGGAACCAGCAUGGUAUUUCUACAAUUACAUUUUGGAGGAUGAAGCUCACAGGCUGAGGUUUAUAGCUAAUAUUGUCUUGACUCUUGUGCCAGUCACUCCGCCGGUUGUUCAGAGAGUUAUAAAACUCUUACACAUGAUCGAUCAGAGUUUGAGUGAGCGAGUCAAGGCCGGUUAUGAAGUAGCUCUUGCUGCCCAGCAAGCAGUAGCCAAUGCCACACCUUUUGAAACCAUGUCUUUCCGAAGAGUUCCAUCUGCGGAAGAAUAUCCUCUACAUGAACCGCAGCCACUUUCAAUGAAUCCAAAGAUAUGA
Messenger RNA from Spodoptera littoralis (African cotton leafworm), 1653 nucleotides. NCBI's taxonomy places the organism in Eukaryota, Metazoa, Arthropoda, Insecta, Lepidoptera, Noctuidae. The record is from the annotation of a GenBank genome assembly.